Messenger RNA from Stomoxys calcitrans (stable fly), 642 nucleotides. It is a transcript of the gene CSN8, whose product is annotated as COP9 signalosome complex subunit 8. The transcript has a single exon. The coding region runs from base 48 to 572 and encodes 174 amino acids. NCBI's taxonomy places the organism in Eukaryota, Metazoa, Arthropoda, Insecta, Diptera, Muscidae. The record is from RefSeq and is a predicted model, not a curated record.
UCGACAGGUUUGGAUCGGAGUUGUAAAAUCUAUUGUUUGUAGAAAUUAUGGCGAACUACGAAAAUAUAGUCUUGGAUUUGGAACGCGAGGAAUUGGAGGAAUCAUUUCCAGAUGUUAAACUCUACAUUAAAUUGUUUGCCUGCUAUUUAGUGCAGAAUAAAUUAUAUGAUGCGAAAUUUCUUUGGAAACGUGUUCCACUUUCGUUUAAAACUGAAAACGAAGACCUUAACGAGCUAUACCUACUUCUGAAAGCUCUGAUCAGCAACAACAUUCAAGAUUUUCUUAAGCAUAUUAAAAGAGAUUGGCCAGAAGAAAUUAAAAGCAUUAUGGAUGACCUGCUACGAUCUGCGCAAGGGAAUGUGGUUAGCACAAUUGAGAAUGCAUAUACUUGGAUAGUCCGUGAAAAUCUAAUUGAAGCUAUUGAUGUAUAUCAAAACCAACUGACAGAAUGUUCAUCGAACAACAAAACCGGUGAUAAUCAAUCAAAUGUUUCACAUAUAAACACGGCGACCGUCAGUUCGGAACAUCAAUUAUCAAGAUUGACGGGAUUUGUCUCAUUUUUAGAAAAUUAAUCAUUUUGUAUAACGAAAAUCAACGAUAACAAACAGUAUCUAAUAAUAAUAAAAAGGCUUUAAAUAAGAA